This is a messenger RNA of Trichomonas vaginalis G3, 1687 nucleotides long. RefSeq lists its product as uncharacterized. NCBI's taxonomy places the organism in Eukaryota, Parabasalia, Trichomonadida, Trichomonadidae. The transcript has a single exon. The annotation marks the transcript as partial. The record is from RefSeq and is a predicted model, not a curated record.
AUGUUAGAACAAGAGAAACUAUCGACCCAUUUUACAGAAAUUCUUUCAAAAGACUUCAAAAGUCUUAGUAGUGAAGAGAUGAAACAGUAUCUCUGCGCUGCCGCAGCAAUAAAGACAGACAAAUUGGAAAUUAGAGGAGAUAUCGAUUCAGUUUUACGAUUUUUGCUUUCUAUUUCUUAUAACAUAUCUCAUUACUUUGAUUUCAAAUUUAAUGACGAUGAAAUAAUGUAUUAUUUAGUCAAAUUUAUCAGAUCAUCAGUAUCAAUUUAUUUAAAUUUCGAUUUCUGGGAGGGAAUUUCUGCCUGGACUCAUGGAACUAUACCUUCAGAAGAAGUUAUUGUUCCUCAAGGCUUAAAAUUCAAAGAAAAUAAUUUAAAGCCAUUAAAACUCAUUCAUUUCGCGCGAAAACUAUUUCAAGCACCAUAUUACAAUACAAAAGAAAUUAUUUGUUGGGUAUUAGAUGCUUCUUUGAAAGAAUUUCGAAAUAAAAAUAAGCCAGGAUUUUCAUUUUUACAAAACGACUAUUAUGCCGCAAAGAUCAAACCAGAAAGUAUUGUUAGUGACAUUCUUUCCUUUGAUAGAUCGCUUGCUUUCAAGCCAACUUACAAUAAUCAGUCAAUUAACUUUUUAUGCGUUGGAAGCGUAUGUAAUUUCAUUGGCAAAGGUUUUGAAUCACCAAUAUACGAUAAUUUCUACUUUACUAAGCUCAUUCAAUCAAGGGCGAGCAAUCAAAUUUUAUUAAUCUCCGCCUGUUACGCUUGUGGCAAUCCAAUCACUACCAACAAGCUUCUUAAAGGUGCCACAGUGGAAUCCAUCAUCAUUUGUGCAUUAAAGAACGGUAUAAACCUCCGACCAAAAGAUAUCAUUGAUACAACGCCAUCUGUCAAACUUGCCUUACUAUUUUCGAUGUCAACCAAGCUGGAGAAGUUCGAUGAAGAGAUAUUCCAGCUUAUCAACACGAAUUCGCCUGAAAUUGAACAAUACAUUCCUAUUAUUGCAAAUUUCAAGCGAGAUAUACCCGAUUCCAUUGAAGAAAUCAUCAAAUGGGCCGACAAAGGAAAUAUUCCCGCACUUAUCCAAGCAUCGAAGCUUAAAAAUUCCUGGAAUUUGAUGUCAAAUCCAUUUUCUCAGACAAUUGUCAAAUCCAUGAACCAUGAGAGCUCUCCAACAGAUGAUAUCACUGUAUCUACAGCCAUCAAGCUUCUUAAUGGUGGUUCUUCCGUUAAUGUUUUCAACAAAAGUUUUGAUUUCAUUAUUUCAAAAACAAAAUGUGACGAUUUUUGUUUUAUUGAACCAAUCAAACUUAACAAGACUAAGAAGACAAUAAAAAUAGAAGAUAUACUUGAUAUCAAAGACAACGAAGUCUGUGUUGCAUGUAUUUGUGCAAUUUUAUGUUCAAAUUCUUUGAAAACAGAAGAAGAACUUAAAAAAUUGGCAGAAAUUUCAUUAAUUUCUUCAAUUCCUCUUCAAGUAUCAGAUUACAUUGACUGUGAAAAGAUCAGUGGUUUAAUAGAUAUAUGUUGGAAGAAGUCUCUAAAAGAAGCAUUGAAAGAUGUUCGAAAUUUUGCAAAUUUAUUGAAUCCUGAAUAUAAAACAACAGCUUCUGAAGCAAUCUCUAUUUUGAUUGAAGAAAACAGGUGUUCGAAAGUUAAUUUCAUCACUAAAGUAUGUGGUGAUAAUAUUCUAA